UGGUUUUAUUUAUAUUUGCUCUCACUUUAGUAUUAGGCUUAGCGGGUCAGUCAGUUUUACCAUUCAGGUUUUUAUUUGAUUAACAUUUUUUCACUGAAAUGGGCUGUCCUAUGGGUUUUGGAGAAUUAAACAUUCCCUCUUCAAGAGCUUUUUGGGAUGACUGUGAUGAGGAUGAAUGCCCCAAGACUGAAGCAGAAAAGCUGCAAUUGAAAUAUGAAAGCUGCCCCGAUGGCGCUGAUUGGAAAAAUUGUAAACUCAUGUUUGUACUUGAGGGUCCUAAUAUUGCAGAUUUUGGCCAAGGCACAUUGCUAAUGAAUGAUAGUAUAAAGAUAGCCACAAUACCUAGCAAGAAAUCCACUUUGCAUUUUUCUCCCAAAAAGCAAAUGUUAAUUGCCAUAAUAGACGAAGACUUGAACACAAGUGGUGAGAUAUGUGACCUCUUACUGGCACUAUGUAAACCCCAGGAAGUAAUCACAUUGACAAUAAAACCAAAAGUUGACUAUAAAAGUGAAAACAUAGCAGCUGUUAGAGAAGAGAUAACAUUUCUAAGAUCCAUGGAGGGAGAGUUGAAAGAUAUUGCGCCACUAGAAGCACCUAACUUUAUAGCUGGUGUGGCAGCGGGAGUAUGUUCUUGGCGCAGCAAUGAGAACUUGAAGAACCAAACCUAUAUAGCAUACACCGAUAAUAUAGCCUUAGACCCAUUGGCCGCAAAACCCAUAUGGAAGCUUUUAAAUGAUUUAAACAUUGAAUGUUGCAGCUCAUACAAACCUAAGAAGCGUGAUGAUUCCCAUUUAUACAUGUAAUUCGUCGCAAAGCCACAUUGGUAAUUUCAAAAUAAUUAAAAUUUAACUUCAGGGUUACGGUACAAUUUCUGGUAUUUUAUAAAAAAAUUCAAUUUUAUUAAAAAUAACAAAAACAGUUUAUUUAUCUAAAUCAAAAAUACUCAAAUUUAGUCCCUUAGACCUUUGUUCCAAAUGUGCUUUUAAUAUGGCAAUAAACUGAGGGCGAUGCAGCAAAGAGUAAGCCUGCACCAGCAAUGUA
Messenger RNA from Stomoxys calcitrans (stable fly), 1041 nucleotides. RefSeq lists its product as uncharacterized. The record is from RefSeq and is a predicted model, not a curated record. The transcript is spliced from 3 exons. Gene Ontology annotation, molecular function: proteasome binding. Gene Ontology annotation, biological process: proteasome core complex assembly. Lineage: Eukaryota; Metazoa; Arthropoda; Insecta; Diptera; Muscidae. Gene Ontology annotation, cellular component: endoplasmic reticulum. Bases 99 to 803 code for a protein of 234 amino acids.